UGAAACCGCCCCCCCUGGCACAGCUGUUUCCGAUUGGAAUCUGAUUGGAAAACAAAGAAAUGUAGUCGAUAUAUCGAUAUAGUACAAUCGACCGGUUUCAGUUACGCUGCAGCGAAAUGCGCUUUUUACGGAAUUCCAAAUUAAUUGCUCCACUGGCCCGGAAUUCCUCGACGCAAGCUGGACGACGACGCGUGGUGAUCACUGGCAGUGGAGCCGUAACGCCGCUGGGCAACAAUGUGCCGGACUCCUGGCGGCGUGUGCUGGCCGGCGAGUCCGCAAUCUCCCAGCUGGGGCCGGAGUUCAAGGGCUUGCCAUGUCAGGUUGCAGCACAAAUUGUGAGGGAAAACUUGCAGCUGGACACGCAUCUGAGCAAGACAGACAUCAAACUAAUGAGCCCUGCCACGCAACUGGCUGUACUGGCGGCGGAGGAAGCUCUGGCCUCGGGGAAUCUCAAGCCAAAGGAGCUCAGUGAGGAGCAGCGGGAACGCUUUGGUGUCUGUGUCGGAAUGGGAAUGUUCGAUCUGGCGGAGGUUUACAACACCUGGAACCAGCUGCAGCGAGGCUACAAUCGGGUCAGUCCCUACUUUGUGCCAAGACUGCUGCCCAACAUGGCAUGUGGCCACAUCAGCAUGCGGCACGGUCUGCGCGGGCCCAACCACUCCGUUUCGACCGCUUGCGCGACUGGAGCCCAUGCUCUGGGCGAUGCCAUGCGCUUCAUUCGCAACGGCGAUGCGGAUGUGAUGCUAGCGGGAAGCGGGGAGGCCUGCAUCGACCCACUGUCAAUAGCUGGCUUCUGCAGACUGCGCGCCCUCAGUACCGCAUUUAAUGAUAACCCAGCCGUGGCUUCGCGACCUUUUGACAAGGCGCGUGAUGGCUUUGUGAUGGGCGAGGGAGCAGCUGUGCUCCUGCUGGAGGAACUUGAGCAUGCACGCGCCCGUGGCGCCCCCAUUCUGGCGGAGCUGCUGGGCUAUGGCCUCUCGGGCGAUGCACACCACAUCACAUCACCCAGCGAGGAUGGGGCUGGAGCCACACUGGCCAUGCAGCGAGCCCUAAAGGACGGUGGUGUCAGCCCUGCGGAGAUCAGCUACGUAAACGCCCACGCCACAUCCACACCCACUGGCGAUCGCAUCGAAUCGCAUGCCAUUAGACGAGUGUUUGGCGAACACACACCACAGGUUCAAGUAUCCUCGACCAAGGGCUCCCACGGACACCUGCUGGGCUCCUCUGGCAGCCUGGAGGCACUCUUUGUGGUGCACGCCUGCGCGGAGAAUACGCUGCCGCCUUCCAUCAACAUUGACCAGAUGGAUGUGGAUGUGAAUGUGGUGACCAAAGCCUGCGAAUGGUCGCAGGGGCAGGCAAGGCGCGUAGCUUUGAAGAAUUCCUUUGGCUUUGGCGGCACCAAUGCCUCCCUAUGCAUUGCCAGCUACUCCGAAGAGUAGAGCGGACACUUUUACAUUAUUGUUGUUUUUCAUUGUUAUAUCCACGGAAAUAAAAACCCUGAAUGUUUUGCAUA
Drosophila obscura is the source of this 1513-nucleotide messenger RNA. RefSeq names its product 3-oxoacyl-[acyl-carrier-protein] synthase, mitochondrial. Bases 117 to 1439 code for a protein of 440 amino acids. The transcript has a single exon. The record is from RefSeq and is a predicted model, not a curated record. Gene Ontology annotation, molecular function: 3-oxoacyl-[acyl-carrier-protein] synthase activity. Gene Ontology annotation, biological process: fatty acid biosynthetic process. NCBI's taxonomy places the organism in Eukaryota, Metazoa, Arthropoda, Insecta, Diptera, Drosophilidae.